Xenopus laevis (African clawed frog) is the source of this 3171-nucleotide messenger RNA. It is a transcript of the gene gng12.S, whose product is annotated as guanine nucleotide binding protein (G protein), gamma 12 S homeolog. The coding region runs from base 371 to 589 and encodes 72 amino acids. Gene Ontology annotation, molecular function: G-protein beta-subunit binding. The record is from RefSeq and is a predicted model, not a curated record. The transcript is spliced from 5 exons. Gene Ontology annotation, biological process: G protein-coupled receptor signaling pathway. Gene Ontology annotation, cellular component: plasma membrane; heterotrimeric G-protein complex. Lineage: Eukaryota; Metazoa; Chordata; Amphibia; Anura; Pipidae.
GGAUUCUUCUGACGUCACGAUCCAUCCCAGCAUUCCAGGGGGUUUCACUGCCUUAGCAACGGCGGAGUGAGACCGAGGCGCGGCCGGGUGAGAGGUCAGCGGAGAGUUUCCAACCCAGGGGAAACCGGAGGGAGGUGCGGCGGUGUUUCGAGCGAGAAUAAGGGAACCGGUCUAGUUCCGUACCAGUGCUGUCGCUGUGAUCAGGAUAACCCUGCCUACCAUUGACAAGGGCUUGAAAGGAGUGAGAAGCUAGCCAACUUGGGCUAGUACUUAUCAGACAAUUAUAUGUUUUUCAGACUAUUCAAAGGAGGACAAAAUCUGCAUGAACUGGUCUUCAACAAUUGGAAUAUUUUCUUAGACCUCACCAAAGAUGUCUGCAAAAACAACCAGCACAAAUAACAUAGCACAGGCACGAAGAACUGUACAGCAACUGAAAGUGGAAGCCUCCAUAGAAAGAAUAAAGAUUUCAAAAGCAUCAGCCGAUCUCAUGCGCUACUGUGAUGAACAUGCCAAGAAUGAUCCUUUGCUCAUGGGAAUCCCUGCAUCAGAAAACCCCUUCAAGGAUAAAAAGCCUUGCAUUAUAUUGUAGUGUUAUAGUUACUAGUGAACAUCAUUUUUUUUUUUUUUAAACUUUUGUCUCUCUUUCCAACACCAAACAUAUCCUAACUGAAAUCAUUUUUUAGGGUUUCUGUUUUCCACUUGAGAAAAAAAUAUACCAAUAAUUCUUUUAUAUAUUCUACCUUCAUAGCUUUCUUACACAUGGGAACCGGUUUUUUUUAACCAAAUGUUAUGGUCUGAGUGAGGUAGAGCCAUAUUUAUUUGUCAGCAGUGUCUACUUGUCCAUUUUAAACCUUGCUAGAAAAACUGAAGACCAAUGUUGCCUCAACUUGCUGCACAGGUUUGUCGUUGCAGGCAAGGAAUGAUGCAGGUUUAUUAUGAGCUGCCAUUCAUGCUGAAUCCCCUUCUGCAGAUUCAAUCCAAAUGGGAAUCGGCAAGCCUCAGCCAUGGACCGUUAGCAUCCUCAUCCCUCUUUCUAAGCCUUUGAACCUAGCACACUAUAGGCUGCUUCUCAGGAUCUUGCAAAAGCCAAAUCGUGUUUGUACUUGAACUUAAUGAAUGUGAAAGCAACAUUAUUUUCAACAGUUAUAUCUUAUGUAUUGUGCAGGCGCAAUCCUUUCUAAAACAAAUGGGACCACCCAUGCAAAACAUCAUAGGAGCUACACAGGCCCUUGUAGCAAGUUGUCUGUUCUUGUCACAAUAAUAACUUAAUCCAAGGUAGCAACUUCUUGAGGAAAUUAUUAUUGAGAGUGCAAGUUUGUUUCUUUUUUUUUUUUUAAUUCAAUUUGGACCAAGUAAACAGAACAUGCACUAAAUUCAUAUUUUAGAACAACAAUCUACAAUGCCAAUAUACCAUACCUGAAGGGUAGUUAGAGACCCAGUGUUGGGUUUACCCCUGAUGGAGAACCUAGAUGUCAUGUAUUUGACUGGGCCUUUAUCUCAGCUGAGAUGCACCAACUCUUCUAGUAGAAACCCUUCUACUUGCACUAACCCUUCUGCUAGAAACUCCUAUCUAGAAAACUAGUUUAUCUUCCAUUUUGUUUUGGUUAAAAUCUAUUUCCUAUUGAUGACAUUUCUUCAUACAUAUAAAGAGGAUGCUUUAUUACUGGUUGCAUUUGUAUAUGACAGUGUAUAUUUUGUACACAAUCAGCUUGCAAGAUAUGUAGUAUUGAAUGAUAGGCAAGCUUGACUAUCAAAAAAAAGAUUUCUGCAGUUUGUUUACAGCAUUAUAUAAUCUGCCACAUAUGUGUAAGAAAAGGGGAAGGUGCAUCAAAGCAAUACAGUUCCAUGAUAUCCCUUAAUUAUAUCACCUUGUGUAAUUGCUUUGAUUAGUUAGUUAUUUUUUCCCCCAUCUUUUGGGGAUUAUGUAAUAAAAAGCACAAAGUUUGCCCAGGAGUAGUAACCAAUAGGAACCAAUCGGCAGGUAGAAUUUACUGCUCCCCUGUUUAAAAGCAAACCGCUUAUUUGUUGCUAUGAGUUACUGCUCCUGGGCAAACUUGGCGCCUUUUAUUAGAUAUGGGGGUUUGAGUCUUGUUCAGAGAUCCCCAACCUUUACAGUUGUGUGUCUGAUGGUCUAGUAGAGGACAUUAGGAGCAACAUUGCUAAUGGGGGAUCAAUGGGCUGCUAGGGUUUGAUUUACUGGUGGCUAAUUAAAUAUAUUGGAUAAUAUUGGAUUGAAUAUUGGAUCAAAUGGAUGUUUAACGCUCUUGUUUUGAGGAAUUACUUAAGUUUCAAGCUGAGGUGGUUAAAUGAGGAUGUUGGCAUGGUUCAGCUUUGCAGUCGGCUGAGAAACAUUCCAGUUACAGUAAUGCAAUAAGAUUUCACGUUUAUUCAUUUUAUCAACAAGCUGACACCAACUACAGCUAUUCUAAUCCAAACAAAAAAAAAAGUACAGACUCCUGAAUUCUGUGAUGCUUUUCGACUGUUGUGAUUGGCUUUUAAAAUUUAAAUAUUAUGGCAUCUCCAUCUGAAAUAAGCAGAGGAGUGGGGUAAAAGUAUAAGAAAUAAGUCUUCUGAUUAAGUAAUAUUGAUAAAGUGUGGGCAUAACCGCUCACUUUGUUUAAUAUCUUGUCCAUUUGACAGAAAAUACCAUUUGUUUGCAACCAAAGAUCUUUUUUUUAUGUUUUCUUUUUUUACUGUACAUAGUUGUGUACCACUGAAGUAUAAACACUGAGAUUGGAUAAAAUAUCUAAUUAUAUUUAGAUGGUGAAAGCAGGUACAGGUAUGGGAUCCAUUAUCUGGAAACCCAGAUUCCAGAAUGGCUGUCUCCCAUAGACUACAUUUUAUUAAAAUAAUCCAAAUUUUUUAAAAUUAUUUCCUGUAAUAAUAAAACAGUACAUUGUACUUGUCCAAACUAAGAUAUAAUUAAUCAUUAUUAGAGGCAGAACCAGCCUAUUGGGUUUAUUUAAUGUUUGCAUGAUUUUCUAGUAGACGUAAGAUAUGAAGAUCCAGAGCAUUCUGGAUAAUAGGUUCUAUACCUGUAUUCCUACAAAAGCAACAGUCUAAAACUACAUAUACCACUGUAUAUGGUGCCCUUGUGGGGCCAGAAAAUUUAAAACCAUUUGUGUAUUCGUACUUCUUUCAAUGCCAAGUAAUAAAUAACAUUCGAAUUUC